Molecule: messenger RNA, 27752 nt
Organism: Podarcis lilfordi (Lilford's wall lizard)
Lineage: Eukaryota; Metazoa; Chordata; Lepidosauria; Squamata; Lacertidae
Source: the annotation of a GenBank genome assembly
AUGGGCGGUGCUUGCAGCUCCUUUACCACCUCUUCCAGUCCCACCAUUUACUCUACCUCAGUCACUGACAGCAAAGCUAUGCAAGUGGAGAGCUGCUCCUCAGCCAUGGGGGUAAGUAACCGAGGGGUAAGUGACAAGCAGUUAACCAAUAACACAGCCCAGCAGCAGCAACAACAGUCCACACCGAAGAGGCACACAGUCCUGUACAUCACACCACCACCGGAGGACUUGCUGGACAACAGCCGGAUGUCCUGCCAGGAUGAGGGGUGCGGAUUGGAAUCUGAGCAGAGCUGCAGUAUGUGGAUGGAGGAUUCCCCCUCCAACUUCAGUAACAUGAGCACCAGUUCCUACAAUGAUAACACUGAGGUGCCACGUAAAUCACGUAAACGAAAUCCAAAGCAGAGACCGGGGAUCAAACGGCGAGAUUGUGAAGAGUCAACCAUGGAUAUCUUUGAUGCUGACAGUGCCAAAGCGCCUCAUUAUGUCCUUUCUCAGCUCAGCACGGACAGCAAAAGCAACUCGAAAGCAGGAAAUGGGUUGGUAUCUGCCUUUAAGUUCUAUCAACAUAUGUUUAAAAAACAAGCUAAAAGCAUUACCUUAACUUUUCCCUAGUGUUCAGCUCAGGUUCACACUGAGAAAUACAGGAGAGGUGAUAAUCUGGAACUAAGUUCAAUGGUUUCUUAUGCUAAAAUGCAAGGUUUACAUAUGAAUAUAUAUUCUAGUCUGAUUUAGCAACUAUUGAACUAAUGUGUCCUGGAAUUGUUGUCUAGCUCUUCCCUGUGGAAACUGAUUAGUGAAUAGGAAGCUUUUCAAUAAUGUUAAAAAUGUAAUCCCUGAAGCUGAGAUCGGCUCCUCCAUGUCUUCCUCAACAGUACCAUACAAAGCUAUUUAUAAGGGAUCUGCACUUCGCCUACUUCUGUUUCACUCUCUCCAUCAAUUAAAGACAGCUGAUUUUGAUCUUAUUAUAUUAACACUUACUAAAAUGUUAAAAUAUGCUGAACCAAAUUUCUGUUCCAUGUCACUUCAGUUAUGUAUUUGAUUUUUCAGAAAUAAAUCUCUAAUCCUGUUUUGCUGUGUGCUUCUCGGUUGUGUGUGUGUGUGUGUGUGUGUGUGUUGCUGUUGUUGUCUGUAGUCAUGCCUGGGUGGUGGUUUCUCAUCUUUUCCACUUCACACUUUUCACUUAACUGCAUCUCAAUUUAGAAAUAGUGGCUUGGAUCCAAAGGUCCUGCUGCAUGAGCAGAAUACAGUUCCACUCAUAAGGUUGUAUGUGUCACUGUUUCUCUCCAUCUGCAACCUCAGUGUCAGUUUAAAACAAGCUACAGAAGGAUAGGGUACCUUCAGAGUAGAGAGGUGAGUGCAGUUGCCUGAAGAAUCUCUCUCUCCCUCUCUCCCUCUCCCCCCCCCUCUCUCUCUCUCUCUCUCUCUCUCUCUCUCUCUCUCUCUCACACACACACACACACACACACUGCUCAUACAGGGGAAUAUUGGGAUCCAAGUGAUUGCCCACUGGUUUCCAGUAAUGUUUAUUUUUGUAGCUCAUAAUAAAACAGUGGGCUUAUUUUAUUUUCUGUAUGUGUUUGUGGUAUGUUCACAAAGCUAUCCUUAGGUUGGUGAAUAUUGUGCAGAUAGGACACACCUUCCCAUCUGUAGGAAAAUCACCUUCAAUUUGUGUACACUUUGUUGUUCCAGUUCCAUACUUAAAAUAUAACUUUGUAAAGGUAGAUUAUAAUAAACUCUACAGAGUAUAUUUUAUGUUGCCACUGCAGCAUUGUUAUAAUUUGGUAUCCUUUGCAACAAAGCAGAGAGUUUUCCUCGGACAAAGGUGAUUAAAAACUCAGAGGACAGACAUAAAGUAAGAUGUUUUAUGCUUGUCUUGCAAAUUUCAAAAUUGGCAAGCAUUGCCAGAAUUUAUUCAAACUAAAAUAGAUACAGGGAAGGUUUUCUUAAAGUGGUGAGUUCUUCAAAGAAGUAAGUUCGGUUUCUUGAGAUUAACAGUGUAAUCCUAUGUGUGUCUACUUCGCAGUAAGCCCUAUUGGGUUUGUUUUUGGCUUACUGAUUGUGGCUUGUUGGAGUGAAACAAACCAUGCUCCCUGCUUUGGAAGCAGUGCAAAGUGAGGAGGAAUUGGUGUUUGUUUCCUUGGCCCAUAAGCAGAGAGAAGCUAAACAGGCCUUUUUAGGUGUGAUCAUGGUCAACCAUUAACCAUGGUUUACUCUGUUGCACAAGCAGGGCUGGUGACUUGCUCAAGGACUACUCAUUGAGCUCCAUGGCUAAGCAGAGGUUUAAACCUAGACAGGUUUGAACCUCAAUAUAGUUUUCUUUCAACAAGGUGGUACAUGGAAGAGUAGUGCAGCUAGCCAGUAGCAUUUAUAGUAAUAAUGAUAAUAUAACAGAAAUUAUUGUUGUUAAUUUAUUAUUAUUCAAGACACAUAUCUGGAGUCAUCCUGAAUAGCUCAGUGCAAAUGUUGCCAUCACAAAAGGCAAAGUACUACGAUGAAAACAAUUGUGUUUGACUACUAGAGGCAUGGUUCUGGUUUUCAUAAAAUACCUGUCUAACCUACUGGACUUUAUAUUAACCAGUAGCACCUAAGUAAAGUGUGUAUUCACAUUUUAGAUCCCUGGACAUUGAUGAGAAACGGGAAGAGAAGGAGUAUUUAGCAGAGUGACACUGUGAUGACCCCUUCAGCAUACAGAAUUUUGGAGAAUUCAUAGAAGGCUCUUAAAAUGCCACUGUCACUUUCUCAAGGAUGAGAAGGAGAAGUUCUAGUUGUGCAGUUGAUUUAUGAAUACUGCUUAUGAACGAGCAGAUUUAGGUAGAAAUUGUGAACACAGAUUCUUGUUUACUGUGUUAUAGGCCUGCCGUCAUGUACUUGAAACUCUCAUGAGAUUUAAAAUAUUUAUUUUAUCCAGACCUGUCCUCAAAUGCAAAAACCGAUUAAACAUCUUUUUAAAAAUAGGUUUUCGUACAGCUGCUACUUUUGCUAGACCAGGGGUAGUCAACCUUUUUAUACCUACCGCUCACUAAUGCAUCUUUCUUGAUGGUAAAAUUUCCUUACUGCCCACCAGUGCUCGAUGGAAGGAGGAUUCAGCUUGUGCCAUAGAACCCCCUACCGCUCACCUAUAAUCCUGAAAUGCCCACUAGUGGGCGGUAGGGACCAGGUUGACAAGCCCUGAGCUAGACCAUAGCUAAACAUAGAAUAUAUGCCAAGUGCCACUAAGAGAGUUUUUUCAUGCUUAGAUUCUAUUUCAUUUGUACAUAAAGUUUGUUACGUAGCAGUCUUCCACACUGUGCAUGAAGCCUGGAGAGAAGUCCCAAAAUAGGGUUGCCAGGAUACCCCGAAAGUUGUUGAGUUGUGGGUUUUUUUGGACAAACCCCAAAGUUGUUGAGCUUUUCUUUUUCACGAAAACACAAAAGAACCCACGAUUUUUUGAUUGAGGUAGAACACUUAUCAGCAUUAAACACAUUUUUUCCAGGGCCUUUUGGUAGCAGGAGCACAGUGGUGGAUGCAGGUUUUAUGCAUUCCAGACUAGUACAGCAGACAUUUCAAGCAGUAUUUUCUACGAAGCUUUACUAACAAAGCUUAAAGUACUAAAGUACUAAGUACUAAAAGAUCCGUAGUGCUGGAAAUAGCCAUGAAACUCCUGUGUUGAUUAUGGCUGUUCUUGAAUGAUUUUCCAGGCCUUUGUGGGCUGAGAUACUGAGGUCCUGAUGUAGACCUGUUCUACUUUUCACAAUGCUGUAUUGUGAGAACUGGCUUAGGGCUGCCCAUGCCCCUGGUUUGAUGUUAUAGUGCACAUGCUGGUGUUCAAGAAAGAAGACAAGUACUUUUUAGUUCACAGAGGACAAACUUAAAAUAUACGUAGGCACUCAGAUCUGCAGAGCACACAAUUCAUUCCCAUUCUCCCUAUGAGCCAGUGAGGACUUGUACAAACAGAAGCCCACAUCAGGGAUAGGGCAUGUUGAAACAGCAUUCCUAAAAAUCUUGAAGGUAGGGAUGUCCGAAAGACAGUGCCCUUUGGGGGCCUUCUUCAAAUUGGUUUCAUUUAUGGAACUGACCAUUCAAUGCAGUUUCUAAACAAUGUUGCUGGUUAGAGGCUGAGCCGUGUUGCAUGUAUUACUUCAUUAGAGCAGACUCAGCAGCUUAAAGAGAUGGUUCUAAAAGAAAUAAAUCAGACUGAUCCGUCACUAUGUAGUGUCUGUAAACUUGAACUUCCAAGGUCAGGAGCAAAGCAAGCCUUUCCUUUUACCACUGAAAUAUUUCUCUUCACCUUGGAUGCUACACAGAAUGUACAUUAGCAACAGCUAGAUGCUGUUCUGUCUAAUCUACUUCUGGAAAGGGCAGAGGCCCCUUUAUUUGUGUUGCAAAAUAGAAAAAUGUUUAAUCAGGUCAGCCCAUGAGUGGCUCCUCCUUCUAAAUCUGCAUCACAGUAAUAAAACAUUUAAUGUUUUCAGCCUGGUGAAGAUUGAUGUGCAGUGUUUUAUUAUUUAAAUAAUUGCAUUUAUGCUACAGGAAAAAAUGUAGGCACAAUCAAUCAUAGUUUAAGUGCCAUUGAUUUCACUGGGAGAGUUACUUAUGCUCUCUUUAAUUUGGUGGAAAGUUUGAAGUGCUGCUGGAUUGGGCCACUUGUAUAUAAGGGGGGAAAAACUAAUGGACAGUGAAGCAAAUGUAAUCUCAGGACACAAAUAAGUAGCAUCCAGCAGCCAUGUGGUCUGGGAUAUGGCCUGGAUGCCCAGAAUAGAAAAAAAUUUAUCACAAUCAAUAUAGUCAUUAAAGGAAUAUUGUAUUUUAAUAGUCCUAAAAUGGAUUUAUUGGCCUAACUAUAUCCAUUUCAAAAUUCAUGUUUCACUUAAAGGAUGCAGGAUUUUGCAUAUACAAUGUGAGUUCUGCUCAGCUGUAUGCAUUUAAUUACAUAGUCUAGGGAUUUACAGUGACCACUGUUCAAAAUGGUUAUAAUUAGUGACGAAAACAUGAUGAACAGUUUUAAGAUGCCUGCCAUCUCAUGCCAUCUGACUAGAUUUAUACAGGUAUUUUUGCCUAAAUAGCAGUGUGCCUUUUUCUUACAUUCUUACAUAAAACAAAGAUUAAAAGGGCUUAAGUUUCAGGCUAUAUGGUUUAGUUACUGAAUUUCUGUUGUGAGUACGGUACAUGAAACCACACACCCCCUUCUACAUUUCUUCCCAGUUUGCAGUCUUGCGUUGUGAUUUUAUAUUGGUAGAUUUAAGUAUGGCCCAGAUCUGUGUUCUUUUCUCUUCCCCCUCCCCACCCCAGUUGUGCUUGUUUUUUAAAGAAAGCCUCUGGUAACUGAAAUCACUGGUCUGCUUUAACUCUUUAGAACAUCAGAAACCCCAAAAACAACUGGAGGCAAGAAGAGUCCUAUGUUAUGUGGUCAGUACCCUGGUAAAAGUGAAGGCAAGGAGCUGAAGAUAAUGGUGCAGCCAGAGACACAGCACAGAGCUCGCUACCUAACUGAGGGCAGUCGGGGCUCGGUGAAAGACAGAACACAACAAGGAUUCCCCACCGUAAAGGUAGGCCAAUUCAAUUUUUGGGGUGGGCCAAUUCAGGAGUGUGCUGCCAUUUAUGGUAAGUGAAAAUCCAGUUCUUCACCCCCAGCCAAACCUGCCUCUGGCCAAAAGACAAACAUACUAGGUCCUCCAUGGCAUCAUGGGUUUCCCUGCAGUGACAAACUGUUGCCAGUGCCACGGUGUGUUUUUCAGUAUUGAUGUUGUCAUUCUAAGUUGUAAAUUGCACUAAUUUAGAAUCUGUGUAUAUAGUUCCAUAUUUCUCAGGGAUGUGGCUUUUGUGUUGUUUGGAGAGUAGAGGUCUGGAUGUUUCUUAGUUUAGUAAAGAGCAGCCUUUCUUGUUGAGUGGAGGAUGUGUAAAUAUAGACCAAUAGCUGCUCUCAGCAAUUAACGGUUAAAUGAAUGCACAGAGCACUGUCUGUGCGGCUGUUCAUCAGAAACUAGGCAAGCUGUGAUGUAGUGCAUCAGAAAAAGGUGUGAGGAAGCCCUCAAAGACUGUGCUAAAACUGAAUGGGGCUCUGUACCUACAAUGGCUUUCUAACUUUUAGCCUGGAGUAUGGACAGACUUUUAGGACAUCAGUGUUUAGCCCCACAGUGCACCAAGGAAUUACAAAAUGCUACUAAUCCAGCUGGUGGGGAUUUGUUUUGCUCAUGUUGCCCUUGAAUAUUUGUGGGUGUUAAACUCUUAAUAGAACAAAAAAUAGCAUGGAUUAUUUGGGGAGAGAUAUUUCAAUCACUUAACUACAUCACUUUCUGAGCAAAUAUAAAGUUUGAAAGAUGUUGUAUCUUAAUAGUGUACAGACUGAAUUGCUUUUAUAUGUUUUUGUGCAUGUACAGUUUCUGAAGAAUUUAUAAUCUAGAAGUGUUUAGGACUGUUUUGUGAUGGUGUUUCUGUAUUUUAUAACUACAUGUUUAGAAAGUCCAUUAAUUUCUAAUAGGUUUUUGAAAAUGCCACUGUUUCUGAAUGGAUACAUAAUUAAAUACAAUAAACACACUGGAAUAAAGAUGAAAGGAUUUCAGUUUGGGACUAAAUUGCAGAUUUGCUAUUUAUAAGCAAGGAUUCUGAUUCCUGCUUGAUGGUCUCAGGGAAGUAUAACUGAGAUAUUGCAUAAUUAACUGGAAUUAAAUUGGUUUAACAUAGCCUGCAACAACUGAAGAGUUGAGCUGUUAUUUUGGAAAAGAGAAGACCACUGGGUUUUAAUACUAACUAGUGUUCUGAUGUUCAAAAUACCUUUUACAUUGUAAUAUUUGCAAAUUAUUUGCAUUGUCUGUUGUAGUCUAUUAACGCUUUCCUGCCUGUUUUAUGGUUGUAGCUGGAAGGUCACAAUGAGGCUGUGACGCUGCAGGUCUUUGUGGGGAAUGACUCUGGUCGGGUGAAACCUCAUGGAUUCUAUCAGGCCUGCAGGGUUACAGGACGAAACACCACACCCUGCAAAGAAGUUGACAUAGAGGGUACCACCGUCAUUGAGGUGGGCUUGGAUCCAAACAACAACAUGACCCUGGCGUAAGUCACUGUUUUUCAUUGUACUAUUUCUGGGUCUCUCAGUGAUUCUGUAGCAGCAUAUUUCCUGCUUUGGAUUACCUGACAAUUUAAGGUCCCUUUCAGCUCUUUAUGAUUCUGUAUAUACUCAGAUCAGGCAUUUUGAAUUGCAAUAAAAGGCAGUAAAUAUGGGAACUACUUGAAUACACUUAAAUUAUUUCCUGUACAUUGGCCCCAAUCUAGAGCUCUUGGGAUUCUGGUCUGCACAAAAUGCAUGUAAGCAGACACUUUUGUGUCAGAACGCUAAUAUGUACAGCAUUUCAGUGCAUGUAACAUCUCCUACUGCUGAAGUUAAUGGGGCAGCCCCAGCUUGCCUAGAAAUCUGUGAAUGUGGAGGAGCCUUUCAUGUACCAAUACAGUGGCACCUCUGGUUACGAACUUAAUUCAUUCCAGAGGUCCAUUCUUAACCUGAAACCGUUCUUAACCUGAGGUACCACUUUAGCUAAUGGAGCCUCCUGUUGCUGCUGCGCCGGUGGUGUGCAAUUUCUGUUCUCAUCCUGAGGUAAAGUUCUUAACCCGAGGUACUAAUUCCAGGUUUGUGGAGUUUGUAACCCGAAGUGUUUGUAACCCAAGGUACCACUGUACAUCUUAAUAGUUGAAUUGGACUACUUACCAGCAUGUUGGAUGCUAAAAGAUAGGCAGUCUGCUCCCUCCUUUGCUUAGGCUGACACAUUGUAUACAGUGACAACUUUUAAGACCAUGUAUAUAAAUAUAAUGUUUAUAAAGUAUUUUAGAUACGUGGAAAUAAGAUGAAGAGAAUACAAGGCAUAUUAUUCCGAACUCUUAGAUCCUUCUUUUUAAAAACGACAACAAAUAACUGAUUGGCAAAAGUGACAUUGUAGAGACUCUUCUGGAAAAUGCAGCUCUCCCCACUUUUCAUUGUCUUGUGGGGUGUUUUUCUUUUGACAGCUGUAAGACAAGGUAGGUGGAAGGCAGGACUAAAGUAUGCCUCCCCAGUUAACACUGUGAAAGCUGCCAGUGAACCGGUGGCAAGGCUAGGUGAAUGCAUCAGCUGUGCUCUUGUCAAAAUGCUCUUAACUGGGCUGCUAUCUGAAACUAGCAGAGUUUUGUAAGAUGAAGUGCUCUCACAGUGCUGGCUCAGUAGCGGUGACUCUGCUGAUGAAAUAAACAAUGCUGUCUUUCAGUGAGCACAAAGCUCUUAUAAACUGUCUGCCAUGUGGAGCUUUGUGUGUGUGCACUAGGAAGUUUUGUAUUGCUUGUGACUUGGUCAAUCUCAGCUUCUGUAAUGGGAUCUGUAUUUUGACUCCCUCCCUAAAAUGGAUCAACCUUUUAAUUUAAAAGCUAUUGUGGUCCAUUGAUGGGAUAUAAUAGUGUACUAAGACGAGACCAGAUCAUUCCUUACCUGUUGGUCCAUGUAGCUGGUUUUGAGCUAGGCCUUAUCUGUUGAAUUGUCUGAAGUGGGAAGAACUGAGACUUAUAUUACAUGAUCCUUUUUGUGAAGACCAGUUAGUUAAAGAUUUGCCAUUUCCUGCUUUGAUCAUGGGUAGGGCUGGAUGGGGGGGGGGGCAGUAUCAAUGAAUAAACCUGCAGUUUAAACUCCAUGUUUAUUUUGACAUAGCUGCUGUGGCCCAUAGACUAGAGGCAGGUGACACAAAAUUUUUGUCCAAUUCUAUUCACAUGUCAGCGCAAAGCAUUUCCCCCCUUUUUGCUUGGGCUUUUGGCCCUUAGUUUGAAGGAUUUCUGGCCUCUUGUGGGUGGGGGGCAGGAUCUGGACCUGUCUUUUAUUUGUAUAGAUGUGAGUUUUUUUAUUGAUGUGAUUAUUUUUAUUGGUUUAGUAUUUCUGUUCAUGUUCACUUUGAGCCAUUUUAAUGAGUAAAGUGACUAAUAAAUAUUAUUAAUAAUAAUGUCAUAGUGUAGCUUGAAUUUUUUCAAGUAUCUUGUGAAGAAGAAGUACAGCAGCUUUGUACUUCCCUCUACAGCAUUUGAAAUAAAUUUUCUGCGGCCAUCUUUCUCCUUACUGGGUGGGGGAGUUGGGUGGGGAAAAUGCAGAAUGGAUAUUCUGGGAACCAGAGAGAAUAAUUUGAAUUGAAAAACUUUUUCGCUUCGUUGAUGAACUGAUUUCUUAGUUCAUUGUUUUCUCUGUUUGCUUUAUGCAAGCGAGAGAUGCAAAAGAGUCUCAGAAUAGUGACUGGUUGCUCUAGUGAUGAGUACUCAGUCAGCCAGCAUAAUUGGGUUGUCCAGAUUCAUUGCUCUUCCUUGUGUGCCACCAAAUCUGAUCUGUGAGCUACUGAUGCCUCAGCUGAAUCUGAAGUGCUACUGCCAUCUUUUGCUUUUCUGUAAAGAUGCUAUUUUCCCCUCUGGUAUAUUUGAAUACAUUAGCCAACUCUCUCUGAAUAUUUAGGAUGAAUGCAUUUUAUAACAAAUGUUAUGGGGAGGUAGCAUUUAGGUGGUUAUUUUAGUUUCUGAAAAAAGAUAUUUUGGAAGUAUUUGGCCAUAAUACAAGUUGCUUAUUUUGGCCGUUGUUGAGGAUUCUUGGGUCAUGGCUCUUGUUUUUAUUUGUGCCAGUUGCAUGACAAAGCUUAAAAUUAUUUCUAUUUUCAAACUAUUGUACCAAAGAAAUUUGUGUAUAGGUUUAAGAACCCACCUGCAGCUGUUCUUUGUUAGAGGCACAUUGCAUGGAAGCCAAAUAAACUUUGCCUAAAGCAGCCUCUUUUGGAUUUCACACUUCCGUAGUUAAGAUUAAUUUUUUUUAAAAAAAUGUAUAUCACCCUUCACCCAAAGAUCACAGGGCAGUUCGCAGCAUAAAAAUAGAAAUUGAAAACACAAAAUACAUAAUAAAAACAAAAACAAAAAACCAAUACCCCCCUUCUCACAAACACAUUUAAAAGAACAUUUUAGCUACAUUGAAUAAUAUGCAAAGUGAUUGCUUGCCAUCCUCUUAACACACCUAGUAGGCAAGCUGCUGUGCCCCCUUUUUAUGGGAGAGGUGGAAAGAGACUGAAAAUGAAUUUCCCAAGGCCAGCAAGUGACUGUUUGCCUUAGCAGAGGUAUUAGCACACACCCCUCUCCAAUUUAAGGCUCUUUUGACAGUAGCUGUUGCUGCAGAGCUUGGAGGUGAGGGAGCUUUUUGUGGCUGCUUCCAUCAUCUUUGCAGCUGUAGAGGCACAUGCAUCUGUAGUGUUUAUAUGGGCAACUCUCGCUUGGGUUAAAUACCCAUGUGCCUGGAGACCUAGGAAGCUUGCUGUUUUACAUACCUUGGCAAAACUUAAGUGGCCUCUUUGAAAGCAAGUUGGGUAGGUAACUUUAAUCUUGUGUUGCUAGGGUGGACUGUGUUGGAAUACUGAAACUGAGAAAUGCAGAUGUUGAAGCUCGAAUAGGCAUCGCUGGCUCCAAGAAAAAAAGCACUCGGGCCAGGCUAGUGUUCCGUGUUAACAUCACUCGGAAGGAUGGUUCCAUUCUGACCCUGCAGACGCCGUCCUCACCAAUUCUGUGCAGUAAGUUGUAAAGUCAAACUCUGAGUCCCAUCUUGCUGGGGCUUUGGGUCUCCUGUUAAUUCAGUUGCCCUGCAUUUCAUUUUCUGCUUUAAUAACAAAAUAGAACGAACAACCCAAAUAAACCAAAUAAAUUGCCUAGACCUUAGCUUUCAUGUGUGUCUGUGUUGCUAGGAGUCCUCAUGCUGCUUUAAAUGAAAUCACUUUUUCUGUGUAGGCUUAUAGCAUAUCUAAUUGGUUCCCUCAUUGAUCUAUUUUCAGUGUUAACCAAAACUUGGGUGUAGGGGAUCUGGCCUACAUCCAAAUUAACAGUGUGCCCUGUCAAUCCACCAAGCAGUGCACAUAGUUGAAAUAGGAGUGUGGCAUGUAUCAUAGGACUUUGGCAAAGGAAAAUUACUGUUUCUAGCCUGAGAUAGCCUGCUUCUGUGGUUUGAAUUAUUUGUUGCUGGCUUGAGGCUUAAAACUACAGUUGUGUUUAAAAUGCCAACUUUUUGCAUCUGGGCAAAAUGACUAACUUUUGUGUACUAGUGAUAUAAAGCUUAUUUGUAUUUGGAAACUUGCUGAAGACUGUAUGUACAUGUCCAGCCAAUUGUUAUGGACCUUGUUGUGAGACAAAUUUUAAAGGCCUCUAAGAUGUUGCAUAUGACAAUUGGUUGAUUUUUGAAACUCCUUGCACUAGCCCAUUUAUAAAAGAGAGAACUAGUGCUAUUUUACUUCAGUGUUACCUAGGGGGGAAAUGCUAUGAUGAACACAUUCUAGUAGACUACAGUCAUGUGCCAAUUCCUAGGAGAGUUGCGCUGUGCUUUUCUCUGAUGAAUUAAAGGAUGAGCAUGCUUUGCUACACCCAAGCAGAAUCGCUGUAAGUUCUGCUUUCCUAUAUGCCAUGCAAGCCAAAUGACCAGUUCCAGAUUGAGACCUUGGGAGAUGAUGCCAACUUUUUGCAUGUUGUCAGUUAAACCACUUAGAAGCCCAUUUUGGCAUUAAGUUGCAGGUGUGGGGGUGUAUAUAAUAAACAUCCCUUCUCUUUUUCAAUUUGUAGCUCAGCCAGCUGGUGUACCAGAGAUUCUAAAGAAAAGCCUGCACAGUUGUUCUGUGAAGGGAGAAGAGGAAGUCUUUUUAAUUGGCAAGAACUUUCUGAAGGGAACAAAAGUGAUCUUUCAAGAGAAUAUGUCUGGUGAGAACUAUACAUACAUACUCAGGCUGAGAAUGGAGGUGAGGGGUGGGGAGACCAUUGUGGAUGGAGUUGGGCUAACGACUGCCUCUGCAGGUAGCCAAGGAGGUAGGUGGUUCCUGUGACCAGCUUCCCUGAUAAUGAAUAAACUUAGCUGAGCUUGUGCAGUAAUUCUACUCUCUUUUGCUUUCAAACAGAUGAAAACUCUUGGAAAGGGGAAGCAGAAAUUGACAUGGAGCUGUUUCAUCAGGUACAUGCUUUUUAAAAAUGCACAGAAAUCCAGAUAUAAAAUCUUCCUUGUUCAUAGUUGGGAUACAGUUGUUCAUUUAUGCCUGAGGAAUUGCUAAAUAAUUUUUCCUCUUAUCAUAUAUUUGGAAGGGAGGAUUUAGAAAGCAUAUAUGAAGUUGAAAUACGAGUUCCAAGCACUUUAUGCCCAAGUUUAAAAAGGUAAAUUUGCUACAAAAGCUGCCUUCAUGUGGCUUAUUUUUUUGUCAAACAAUCAUAUGACCAACAAACUGGAUCAAUCUUCAUGGACAGAUAUUUUGACAUAAAUAGUAUCUGGCUGGGUCACCUUUUUGUGUGUGUACAAAUAGUUUGCACAAAGUUGUCAUUUAUUCUCUUAAUCCCUACUCCUUAAACCCGAGCUGCAAGACUGUGGUACAUUUCACAUUUUUUCACAACCUAAGCAGUCUCUCCUCUUUUGUGUAGUGGUAGCCAUUGCAGCCUUUAAGCAUAGAGAUUAUGUGAGUGAGCACUAUACUUGUUCUGUUUAUCGGGGCAAUUUCUUUCUUCAAUUCCCGCCUCUGCCCUGCUUGUGAGAUACAGAACAGCAAAGGUUCCUGUGCAAGCAGCAAUCAGUCAUUCCUCUUCUAGGUGUGCUGACCCUCAUUUUGGAAGUAGGAUGAUCAAAAAUUGGCUUUUGUGCAGCUGCUACCAUAAGGACUGCCAUAAAUAAUGGUUAACUCUCUUCUAGUCUUCUAAUGAUGGGAAUCCAAACCCAAAUCCAUUGUUGCACUAGGGUUAAAUAUGCAUUAAUUAUCUCUUCCUUCAAGAAAUCUUACUGUCACCAAAACAUUUUGAAUCCGUAAAGUUAGAAUCUUAAUAUCUUCUCUCCUUUUACAAUGCUACUUUAUGGAUUCAAAAUGAUUUGGUGAUGAUCAUUUCUUGAAUUAAUGGAGGAUAAGCCCAUCAAUGGGUACCACCUAUGAUGGGUGUUUACUUCUUUCACUAUCAGAGGCAGUAUGCCUCUUGACUACCAGUUGUUGGAGAAGCUGGUUGGUGAAAGUACUGUUUCUUUUAUUUAGUUAGAAAAUUUACAAAUUGCUUGAUCAAAGUUUUUUCCAGGUGGUAUACAAAUAAAAUUAUAUAUAAAGCAUGGUUAAUAUCCACAAACCAAUAAAAACAAAUAUACAUAAUACCAUCAUUAAUUAAAAACAAAGAUAAAAUUGUUGAAACUUUUUUUAAAAAAAAAUAGGUAACCAUAUAACAUGUUUUUUGUGCUCAUGCCCUGCUUCCCAUGGAGGCAUCUGAUUGGCCACUGUGAGAACAGGCUGCUGGACUAGUUGGGUCAAUGUCUGAUCCAGCAAGGUGGUGAUUAUGUUUUUAAGAAUCUAGGGUAAAUACAGUUGAGAGUGGAAAAAUAUCUAGAGCAACCUUUCUCAACCUUGGGUCCCCAGAUGUUGUUUGACUACAACUCCCAUCAUCCCUAGCUACCAGGACCAAACAGACCAAGUUACUAUUAUUAUUUUUUAAAUGAUAUUUAUUAAAAUUUCAAAAACAAAAAAUUACAUAGUUAAAGAGAGAAGAAACAAGGAAAAAUAUAUUAAAAAAGAGAAAAAAACAUACAAAAUACAAAGUACAGAAAAAUAAAUAAAAAAGAAACACUUAAAAACAAAUUAAUUCUUCCAUAUCUUACAUUUCAUUUCCUUGCUUCCCUGACCUCCUCUCACCUCCCUUUUUUGUAUUCCAGUUCAAUUGGUUAAUUCAGCAAUUCCUUUCCCUCUUUGUUUAUAUCUUAGUCCUUUAACUUAAUAUAUUAUAACUUUAGAUUCUCACCUAUUAACCAUCCAUUUUUACAUACACCUUUAUGACAUUGCUACUAGAACCACUUAAUUUCAUUCUAACAUCAUUCUAACAUUCAUUAAUUUUACAAUAUUUCUGUAAAUAGUCUUUAAAUUUCUUCCAAUCUUCUUCCACCGACUCUUCUCCCUGGUCUCGGAUUCUGCCAGUCAUUUCCGCCAAUUCCAUGUAGUCCAUCACCUUCAUCUGCCAUUCUUCCAGAGUGGGUAGAUCUUGUGUCUUCCAAUACUUUGCAAUAAGUAUUCUUGCUGCUGUUGUGGCAUACAUAAAGAAAGUUCUAUCCUUCUUUAACACCAAUUGGCCGACUAUGCCCAGUAGAAAGGCCUCUGGUUUCUUCAAGAAGGUAUAUUUAAAUACCUUUUUCAAUUCAUUAUAGAUCAUCUCCCAGAAAGUCUUAAUCCUUGGGCACGUCCACCAAAGGUGAAAGAAUGUACCUUCAGUUUCUUUACAUUUCCAACAUUUAUUAUCGGGCAAAUGAUAGAUUUUUGCAAGCUUGACUGGUGUCAUGUACCACCUGUAUAUCAUUUUCAUAAUAUUCUCUCUUAAGGCAUUGCAUGCCGUAAACUUCAUACCUGUGGUCCAUAACUGUUCCCAGUCAGCCAUCAUUAUGUUAUGUCCAACGUCUUGUGCCCAUUUAAUCAUAGCAGAUUUCACCGUUUCAUCCUGAGUAUUCCAUUUCAACAGCAAGUUAUACAUCUUUGACAAAGUCUUAGUUUUGGGUUCUAACAGUUCUGUUUCUAAUUUUGAUUUUUCCACCUGGAAGCCAAUUUUCUUGUCCGAAUUAUAUGCCUCCAUUAUCUGAUAAUAAUGAAGCCAAUCUCGCACUUUGUUUUUUAGUUUCUCAAAACUCUGCAGUUUCAAUCUGUCUCCCUCUUGUUCCAGAAUUUCCCAAUAUUUUGGCCAUUUGGCCUCCAUAUUGAGCUUUUUCAGUGCUUUCGCUUCCAUCGGUGACAACCACCUUGGGGUUUUAUUUUCCAAUAAAUCCUUAUAUCUUAUCCAGACAUUAAACAAUGCUUUCCUGACAAUAUGAUUCUUAAAUGCUUUAUGUGCUUUGACCUUGUCAUACCACAAAUAUGCAUGCCAUCCAAAUACAUUAUUGAAACCUUCUAAGUCCAAAAUGUCUGUGUUUUCAAGAAGCAGCCAUUCUUUCAGCCAGCAAAAAGCUGCUGAUUCAUAAUAAAGUUUAAGGUCUGGCAGGGCAAAUCCACCUCUUUCCUUUGCAUCCGUUAAUAUUUUAAAUUUUAUUCUGGGCUUCUUGCCCUGCCAGACAAAUCUAGAAAUAUCUCUCUGCCACUUCUUGAAGCAAUCCAUUUUGUCCAAAACUUGCAAUGUUUGAAACAAAAACAAAAUUCUAGGCAAUACAUUCAUUUUUAUCGCAGCCUAGCAGUGAAAGCUUCAAAUUUGACCAAAUUUCAAAAUCUUUUUUCACUUCAGCCCAACAUUUUUCAUAAUUGUCUUUAAAUAGAUUCCCAUUUUUAGCUGUCAUGUUAAUCCCCAGGUAUUUCACUUUCUUAACCACUGUUAAACCUGUCUCAUUCUGAAACCUCUCUCUCUCCAUCAUAGUUAAAUUUUUCUCUAAGACCUUUGUUUUUGACUUAUUCAGUUUAAAUCCUGCAACCUGACCAAAUUCUUGAAUCAGUUCCAAAACCCUUUUAGUACUAGAUUCUGGCUCCUGUAACGUCAAUACUAAGUCAUCUGCAAAUGCUCUCAACUUGUACUGUUUAGCUCCGACUUGUAUACCUUUAACCAACUGGUCCCUUCUAAUCAUAUUCAGCAGGACCUCCAGGACCGAUAUAAAAAGCAAUGGGGAGAUUGGGCAACCUUGUCGUAUCCCUUUUUCUAUCUUAAAUUCUUCCGUCACCACGUUAUUUACAAUUAAUUUAGCCUUUUGUUCUGAAUAAAUUGCACUUAUACCGUUUUCAAAACCUUGGCCUACCCCUAUCCCCUGUAGGUUCUUCUUCAUAAAACUCCAAGAAAUGUUGUCAAAAGCUUUCUCCGCGUCCACAAAUAUCAGAACUGCCUUAGUAUUUAUGUUCACUUGUAAUUUUUCUAAAAUAUUGAUUAUGUUUCUCACAUUAUCAGAUAGAUGUCUACCCGGGAGAAAGCCUGCUUGGUCUUUAUGUAUCUCUUCCACUAGCACUCUUUUUAGUCUUUUAGCCAAAAUGUCUGCAAAGAUUUUGUAAUCCACAUUGAGCAGUGAUAUGGGGCGGUAGUUCUUAAGCUGGGUCUUUUCAGUCUCUGUUUUCGGUACAAGUGUGAUAUACGCUUCUUUCCACGACUCUGGUGCCCUUUUCCCACCCAUUAUUUCAUUACAGACUUCUUUUAAAGGUUGCACUAGCCAUUCUUUUAAAGAUCUGUAAUAUCUAGAAGUCAGUCCAUCCGGUCCUGGAGAUUUACCUAGUUGCAUAUUCUGAAUGGCACCUUCUACCUCCUGUUCGGUUAUUUUAUAGUUCAACAUUAAUUUAUUUUCUUGAGAGAUUUUUUUGUAAUCCAUUUGUUUUCAAAAAUCGGUCUACGUCAAUUUCUUUCUGUGGCCCUUGUGUAUAUAGUUGUUUAAAGUACCUCUGGAAACAGUUUCUAAUCUCAGCUGGGUUCUGUAUAUUCCUUCCUUCCACUUCUAAAUUUGUAACAGUAUUUAAUUUUUGUCUUUUUUUCAUUUGCCAAGCCAACAAUUUCCCACAUUUAUUAGCCGACUCAAAUGUCUUUUGUCUCAUUUGUUUAAUUUUCCAUUCUAUCUCCUGAUUCAUCAUUUUCAUAUAUUGUACUUGAUAUAACUUUAUUUCUCUCAAUAUCUCUUGCGACUUUGGUUUUGCUCUCAAUUUCUUUUCACUUUCCUUUAUUUUCUCCAAUAUUUUAUCCUUCUUCUUAUUUUGGGUUCUCUUCUUUAAUGCAUUCUGUUGUAUCAAGAACCCUCUCAUAACAGCUUUGCUUGCGUCCCAGAUUACUCUUUUUUCAACAUUGGUGUUCAUAUUUAUCUCAAAAUAAUCUCUCAAGGUUUUUUGGGCCUUAAUCACUUCUUCAUCUCUAAAUAAGGUGUCAUUCAUCCUCCAUCUGAAGGAACCGGUUGGUGUUAGUUUCAUUUCCAUCUUAACAGCAUUAUGGUUGGAGCAGGUUUUUGGGCAGAUUUCCACUUUUCUUGUCUUUGGUGCCAUUCCUCUAGUUACCCAUAUUUGGUCAAUUCUUGUCCAUGUCAGUUUGGCUUCAGAGAAGAAGGUUCCCUCUCUAGCCAAGGGAUUCUUUGUUCUCCAAAUAUCAACUAAGUCCAAGUUGUCUGUCAUCUCAAAAAAGGUUUUCGGUAGUCUACCAUCCUUAGUGACUACCUGUCUUUGUGCCUUGUCCAUAUGUGUAGAUACCACUCCGUUCAUAUCUCCCAUCAAAAUCACAUUAUAAUCCAAAUAGUCCAUCAAGGUCUCAUGCAACUUUUUAAAGAAUUCAGAUUUCCCCUCAUUUGGUGCAUAAACUCCUACUAUUAAAAAUUUCUCUCCUUGUAUUUGAAUUUCAACUGCCACAAAUCUUCCUUGGUCAUCUUUGAAGAUAAAUUUUGGUAAUAGUCUCUCCUUUGCAUAAAUCACUACUCCUCUUUUUUUAACUUUAUCCGAAGAGAUAAAUUCCUGGCCCAGUCUUUUAUUGAUCAAUACUUUCCUGUGUAGCCUUGUUACAUGUGUUUCCUGUAAACAAAUCAAGUCCUAUUGUUCCUUUUUUAGUAGAUGAAACACAGAUUUCCUUUUCUGAGGGGAGUUCAGACCAUUACAAUUCCAGCUUAGUAGUUGCAGAGCCAUGAUGUAGUUACUUUACUUCUCCUCCAACUGCACCAAGUGCUUGUUCCUGUUCUGUAGGUGGCAUCACCUUCUCCAGGCGGUCUCUUAAUUCAAAAGGUAGUUUUGGUAUGUCUAAAAUUCCUCUUUCUAGUAUUCCUGGCUCUUCUCCAGCUUCUUUCUGGAGGUCUUCACCGUGGUCUCUCAAAAAUCUUACUUUGUCGUCCUCUGAUCUUAUUUUUAUCUUUCUUCCUUUGAAGCCUUGGGGGAAUUCCCACCUAAAGAUGAUUUUGUUAUUUCUCAGCAGGGCAACCAAAUCUCUAUAAUUGGACCUAAGGUCCAAAAGAUAUUUCGGAAUGUCCUUAAAUAUCUCCACUUUUGACUGGUGUAUUUCCAAAGUCUUCUGGAAGUGCAGACUCAAGAUUUUGUCUCUCUCCUCUUUUGUUCAGAGGGUGAUCAAACAGUCUCUCACCCUGUUCUUCUUCCCUCCUCUUCCAAGCCUGAAAGCACUCACUAUCUUGAAGUUAUCCUUCUCCAAAUCUGGGUUCCAAAAGUCUGCAAAUUCCUGCAUAAGAAAAUCAAUCAAGUUGUCUUUCUCAAGUUCAGGUACAGCCCUGAUCCUUAAAUUCGUUUGCUUCUCCUUCAAUUCAAUCAUAGACAAUAUUGACCUAUGCUCUUCAAGUUGCUUGUGUAUCGGUGGUAACUUCUCUUCUACAGUAGAAGACUACAGCAACUGCUGUUUCCUUUGCUUCUUCAGCUGUCUUUCGGGUCGAAGUAGAUUCCUGUAGCAAUUUCUCAAUAGUUUCUGUGUUGGUAUUUACCUUCUGUCCCAAAUUGUUAAUGCUUGUGGUAUUUUGAUCAAUUUUAUUUGAUGCUUCAGCUACUUGUUUAUUUAAUUUUUCCAAAGAUUCAUUAAUUUUACCUAGUGCCUGAGCUAAAACAUCUUCGGCUGCCAUUCCUUUGGGUUUAGAUUGUACCAAUGCAGCUCCUGUUGGUAAACCAGGAGGGCCAGAUGUUGAUGCUCUUCGCUGCAGCCCAACGUCUGUGCGGAACAUUCUACCAGACCUCGUUGCUUUUUCCUGAAGCAAAUCUAUUUUCUCUUUUCCAUUUGCCAUAACAGUCUAGAUAAUACCCAAGGUCAGUCUCACGAUCAGAGUUUGUUAUGAAGUGGAAAAUCCCCUGGCCCAGUUGUUAUUGUAACAAUCUCAAACUUCCUCUAGGGGGACACAGUAACAGGCAACAGUUGUUACCUUAAAAUAAAUAACCUUUUUCUUUUAAUCCCCCAGCUCACAAAAUAGAUGACAGUUUUAAUUUCAGUUAUUUUCCAGUUACUUUAAAACCAGGGGAAGCCAGCCAGAGAUAUUGUAUCUCACUUGUAUCACACUUGCGGAGUUAGCUGUCAAAAAGUACUUUCACCAACAGCGCAUUUCACAGUACAGCAUUCUAUUUUUCAUUGGCAGUCCGUUCCCAGGUUUUAAGCGGUGGAUUUUUAGCUUCCUUUUCUCUCUUUUUACAGGAAAAUACAGUUCAGACCUUUCCCCCCUCCUCUCCUGCAGUCAAGGGGGGAAAUCGCUUGUUUUAGAUUAUAGAAUUAUAGUCUUUUUCAAGCGUCUUUCAAGGUUUUAGCUUACAAGUUCAUUGCUUUCCUCUAUUUACAAAGAACGGAAGGCAGACUUCCUGUUUAUGCCUCUCCGCUUCGGUAUCCAAUUACUUCUUUUUUUCUCUCCUUUAUUUCCCCAAUUAACCUACUCACGGAUCGUUGUUUUGUAGCCAAAUUGUCACAGGAAAAAGGUAGCGCUCUCCGGUAAUGGCUGUGCGGCUUCGCUCCACGGAAGAAGCAGUUGACUCACAGCACCGUGCCGCUUCCCCGCUUCACUCCGGAACCCGUAAUCGGGCUCCUUUGCAAGUUGGGGGGGGGCGCAAAAGGUGCCCGCCGAGUCCCACGGUCACAGGCUUCACCCGCCUGUGAUUUUUGAAGGGUCCCCGCUUCACGGUAGCGGUACAGACCUGAUUCCCGCAGAGCCGGUCCCCUCCGAGUCAGAGGGAAUCCGCCAUUACCGAUGGCGCCACCCCGGAAGAGACAGACCAAGUUACUAUUAAUUAUUUCUAUAAGAUUCUGUGAUGAUAAAGUACCCAAAUAAAGAUAUCAUUACUUUUCUAUUUUGCAUAUAUGUCAUAUGCUAUUUACUACUUAAAAACAUAAUAUUUCUGUUUUCCCAAUAUUUCUGGCUAUGAUUUAAUUUUAUAACCUGCUGUUAUCAUGGAUCAUAAAUUGAGCUUCGGUUUUUGUUGGGUGAGGAAAUUAUUUCAGAUUUAGUCACAAAUAAUGCAGAUAAACUGCUGGGUAUUAUGUCUGCCUCCCCAUCCCCAGCAAAGUUAUCUAUAGAAUUUCAUAUCACAAUAUGUGGUAAUGGCUGUCAACUUUGACAGCUUUAAAAGGAGGCUAGACAGAUUAAUGGAGAAUAAGGUUAUUUGUGGCUACAUACUACCUCUGGUCUGCUUCUGAAUACUACUAGUUGCUGCAGAACCUCAAAAUCACCUCUCUGUAGUUAUUUCAUUGCUGCCACUGCACAACCUAAGUCCCUGACUGGCAUUUUGGUGGAUGAGCAGUGGAAGCUAUAGCAAAGCAAAACAAGGAAACAGUGACUUGCUGUUUAUGUGCAGGUUUUCUGAAAUUAAAAAGAUUGUAAUAGCAGAGAUAGGAAGAUUAUGUUGAGUAAAGACUUUUCUCCUGUGUGCUCUCGCUGCUGAUAGGUAUGUUCAAGAGAUUCAGCUUUACAAUUUGUAGCUGGGUAGAUUUCCCAGCAGAUCCUUGGUACCUCCAAUGCAAUCUUUACUUCUUAUGAUUAGGUCUUGUAGUGUUAGUCUGUGAAGAUAUAAGUUGGUAAGGUGUCUGCUCUAACAAACUUCUUUUUUUUGGAUUUAGAAUCAUCUAAUUGUGAAGGUGCCGCCAUAUCACGACCAGCAAAUAACUGCCCCGGUUUCUGUGGGGAUCUAUGUGGUGACCAAUGCUGGAAGAUCACAUGACAUACAGCCAUUUACUUACACUCCUGAUACAUGUAUGUUGAAAAUGAUGAAGCUGUAGAGAUGGCCCUUGGCAAAUAUUUCUGCACCGUUUUUCUUGUAUUUAAUUGUUAUAUCUUUGGAAGAGGCUGAGGAAGAAAGCAAGACUGUUGGGUGGGCAACACCUCUUGCACUACUUGACCUGAUAGCUGCACACCAGGGACUUGCUCUCAUUCUUUGAAGAGAGCCUGUCUCGCUGAAGCUUGAAGGGUUUAUGGGAGGAAGAUGAGUUUGGGGCUACACCGUAUUACAAAGAUCUGAGUUAAGGUCUCCCCCACCACUGCGCACAUGAAAAUAGAGAUAAACUUUUAAAAUGUACCUUUCACCUUACGGGGGAACACUUUGCUUUACAUCUGUUCUGAAAGUCAGCAGUGUCUUUUGCCUUUGCAGCUGGUACUCUGAAUGUGAACGUGAAGCAGGAAAUACCCAGUCCAACCCAGCCUUGCUCUUUUGAUGAUGCUAUCAAAGGUAUCUAAUUCUUAGCAGUGGUAUUAAUCUCUUUGAGUUCUAACUUACACCAAUUUUCUGCAGACCUUUCAGAAAGAUUUUCGUAAGAGCUUUAUUGUGAUCACAAAUUAAGAGUGUAGUCCUUUGCAUGUCAACUCAGAAGUAAAUCGCUUUGAGCUCAGUGGGGCUUACUCUUAAGUAAGUGUGCAUAUGAUUGCAGCCUAAGACUCCUGGUCGCAGAGACAGUGGUAUAUGCUGGGGCUUUAAUCUUGCAAUUACUCUAGUGUUGCUGUUUCUAAUACAUAUUAAUUCCACAAGUGGUUAAAAGUCCUGACUACACAUGAAGUUAGUGCAGAUAACUUGCUAAACUGUUUCAUGAAAAUGUUGACAUAAGAGUUGUAUUGCUAGUGCAAAGCUCACCACUCAAAUAAAAAUAGAGAAUAAAUUAUUCAUAGUACUUGCUUUGCAGUUGUCUUUACUACUCUGUGUGUACUAUAGUGGCAGGCCCUGUUGGUUUGUGUGCUCUUACUAAGUGAAUUGUUUGCUGAAGCUAAUUAAGUUUCAGAAGCUGCUCAAGAGCAUGUGUUUUUGAAGCAAAGCAGCAUAAAUAGUAAGGUCAUGAGUUUGUCAGGCUUCCAGGGCUGCAGCUGGAAAAGAUUCAGCAUAGCUGUUCUGGAAUGUUUCCAACUCACUAGGAACAGGAGAUGUUCUCAUACAUUCACUGAUUAUUUGUCGAUUUAGCUCAGCAGUUUCUACACUGAUUGGCAGCAGUUCUUCAGAGUCACAGACGGGAUUCUUUCCCAGUCCUACCUAGAGAUGGUGGGGAUUAGACCUGGGACCUUCUGCAUGCAGAGCAGCUACCAUUGAAUUUAUGACACUUCUCCCAUCUUGGCUUCAAUUUUGCAUUUGAGUGUUUCCCAUUCGGCUUGUUGUAUGUGUAGGGCAUAUUCGUUCUUUCCCCAGAACUAAUUUAUGUAUUGACCAGUAUAAUUGUGUGACUUGGCCUACAUGAAGUGUGUGAUGAUAAAUAUGGCAGUGUUGUACUUAGUUUGUUCUUCAUUAUGCUUUGAGUCAAAUAUUUCACCCACUUUUCUGUGUGCAGGAUUAUGUUUUUGAUCCCAAUUCAUCCCUUCUCCUUUCCUUGUAUCAGCCUGGAAUUCUUGCAGUUAAUUACAUAUGCUUCAUCAGUCACAGUGAAAUGCUGAUGCCAUUUGGCUCAGACAACUGGUGCUCAUCACUUGCAGGCUUGUACAAGUUGUUUGUUGGAUUAUUUCCAUAGAAAACUAUUCUUCAGCUGAUAAAAGACACUUGCAAAUUACUGCUAUUUCCUUCAUGCCCUUAUUUUACUACUUUCACCUUUACUUAAAACCCUUAAUAUAAGCAAGAAGUUGAACAUUUGAUGUGUUCUGGCAAAAGCUGAUGCAAUUUGAAAGAACAGAUUGGGGAAACUUGGUGGCUUGCAAAUGGAUGGACAUCAGAGAUCAGGGUGAUUUUUCCUGUAAUAACAACUUUAUGGCUCUUCAGAAGAUGAGCUGUCGCUCAGUGGUAGACCAUCUGAUUUGUAUAAAGAAGGUCCCAGUUUCAAUCCUUGUCACCUCUAGGUAGCGCUUGGAAAGUUUACUGUCUGAAAUCCUGGAAAACCAUUAGUAAAGCUAAAGUACUGUAGAUGGACUAAUGGUCUCACUCUGUAUAAGGCAACUUCCUAGAUCCCUGUUUGGUAAGGAGAGCUGAAAGCAUCAAGAUUACUCUUUCCAUCAAAUUACUCACAAAACAAUCUUGUAGCAUCUUAAAGAUGAACACACUUACUGUGGAAUAAUGGGCUUGAGAUCACUUUGUCAAAUGUGAGUUGCCACAUGGCCUUGUAUUUGUUGUAGCAUACUAGUAUAGUCCUUGCCAUAUAGGGACUUAUUUUACCAGAUGUAUUACCCUCUCUGUGGCAGUGCUAUGUAUUCAGAUGCUUGUUGCUGUUUACAACCUAAUUUCUGGAGAGUGGAGGGGUAGCCCUAGCAACCAGUCCUCUUAUUCUCAGCCCCUGUGGCUAUCCUUCAGGAAACCAGUAAGACUGUGUUUGUUCUCUGCUGCAGUGAACACCAGUGGCUGUAACCUGGACAAGGUAAAUAUUCUUCCCAGUGCCUUGAUAACGCCACUCAGGCCAAACUGUGUGAUCAAGAGUGAAGAGGCUGCUCCCAUGGCACUUACAGCUGAAAAAAGGGCUCCUCCAGUCUUUAAGGUAAGUGGUGGCAUAGAGAGCUGGUGAUUUGGGGGGGGGUUCUGCAAAACUUUUAUUUGACAAAACUUUUAUUAAAAGAUCAACUCUACCCCUCAAGUUAAUGAUCUUUCAGACACGAGCUUUCCUCUUCCCACUGCUCUCUGAGCCCAAGAGUGUCUGGAUUAUCAUUUUGCUAAAUGCAUACCAUGCUGAGUGCUGAAUGGUUGGUAAAACAGCAUCCACCACAGCCUUCUUUUGCAGCCUAACUUGUUGCAGCUGAAACAAGAUGUGGUGUGGGUCUUCCAUUGAGUGCUUUACUUUGAUGUUGAACCAGUCAAUUUCACCCUUUCUGACAAAGAUAAUCAGAUUCCUGAUUCAGGGAUUUGAUAUCUUUUUCUUGGGCUCUCUUGAUUUUAUUGUGAUCAACUACAAAUCUGUGGUGAGCUGUGGUGAGCUGGUCAACAGCAUAUCUAAUGCCCUGCAUAGCAAAAUUAUUUAUUUCUAAUAUGUUGUACUCUGUCUUUUUAUUCAAAGUGGAAGGUAUACUUGAUUUUUCUAUUGCCAGUUCAUAACUUCCAUCAUUUCCACCUUGGCUAUUAUUCAUUUCUAUCAGCCAAAAAAAUUAUUUCAUUUGAUGGUACUGAAGCAUCCUGCUUACUUCUCUGCUUAUAUUUAGUAAGCCGCCUUCUUGCUGCUUGUGCUUUUUUAAUUGUCCAUUAUGCGGGGUCAUAUAUAACUGCAAGUACUUGGCAAUCAUUUUUUAUGAUAUUCAAUUUUACACACAUUUUUACAUAUUUUUUAUAAGAAGCUAAAAAUUAUAGGAAGUUGUACAAAAACAAAAGGUCAAUAUUUUAUGUAGUUAGUUGCCAAGUAAAACUAAAUCAUAUUAAUUUAAUCAAAAUAUCUUUUGAAUUUCCAAGUCAUUUUACAACUUUUUAGCACCCCUCAUUUUUGGAAUUUGUAAGUUGAAAAAUUCAACAUGCCUUAAUGGGAUAGGGAUCCAAUGUUGCAGUUGGUGUGGUUUAAAUGUUAAACAGUUUUCAGAGUGUUGUUUCAUUGAGGCACCAUGCAAGCUUAUGAUUGUUCUGUCUUAUUACUGUGUGCUUUCCCCCUCAGGCAACAAGUGUAGUUGGACCACCCCAAGCCACAUUGGAAACCAACAUGUCCAGUAUAUUGGGCAAUGGCACUUUCUCCUCUUCUGCUUCUCACUUAGCACCAGAGAGUGAAAAUCAGCAGCUGCAGCCAAAGGUAUAUACUCCAGAGGCAAUGCCCUCCCUCCAGGCACAGGACCUUGCCCAGCCUGGCAGCUUCCCUGCAGGUUCUGGUCCCAAUCAGCUGCAAAACAGUGACACCUUGUUGCAGCAGGCAUCCCAGUUCCCCACCAGGGAGUCCCAGCCGAGAGAGGUGUUGCAGCCAGACAGUGCAGUCAUGACUUUGUCUCAGUUGACAGAGGUGUCCCAGCAGCAGUCACCACUCCGGGAAUCGGCACAAGUGUUGCAGCAGCAGAUGUCGUCAAACCUUUUCUCAUCGGCCAGCAGUGUGAGUCAGCUGCAGAACACAAUUCAACAACUGCAAGCAGGGAACUUUCAGUCUAGCACUGCCAGCAGCAACCAUGGAAGUGUAGAUUUGGUCCAGCAGGUCCUGGAAGCCCAGCAGCAGCUGUCCUCUGUCUUGUUCUCUGGGUCUGACAAUGAGGAUGUCCAAGAGCAAAUCAAUGUAGAGAUUUUUCAGCAAGUUAGCCAGAUCCAAAAUGGAGUCAGCCAAGGGAUGUUUUCCUCCUCUGACACUGUCCAUUCAAGGGCUGAGGACCUUCUCUCUGGGAGAAGUGAGAAUGUCCAUCCACAACCUGAAAGUUCUUUGUCCAGCCAGCAGCAGCAACAGCAACAGCAGCAACAACAGCAAGCAAUGGAGACUUCUGCAGCUAUGGUGAUUGAGAUUCAGCAAGGCCUCUGCCAGGCAGCAAGUCAGAUGCAGUCUGACAUGUUCUCAACCUCCUCUUCGGGAAAUAGAAACAUGCAGCAGUCCCCAGUGUACCAACAAACUUCUCACCUGAUGGGUGCACUGACAACAAAUGAAGACAUACAGAUGCAGUGUGAGCUAUUCUCACCCACCAGUGUUUCUGGUAAUGAAGCUGGUACGCCAUCGCAGCAGCAGCAACAGCAGCAGCAGGUGGUGCCUGCCAACGGCCCUUCCAUGUUUCAGUCUUCUGGCUCUGCCGAAGGUGAAGAAGCUCCAGGUCAGACCAAACAGAUGCAGAACAAUGUAUUUCAAGCUAUGGUUCAAAUGCAGCACAGCGGGGAGAACCAGGCGCAGGUCAGCCUCUUCUCCUCCUCAGAAAGCAUGAUGGCCGUUCAGGACAACGGAACACAGCAGCAACAGCAGCAAACCGGGAGCCUCUUUCAGCAGAGUGGGGAGUUGAUGUCUCUCCAGUCUGGAAGCUUCUUGCAGCAGGCUCCCCAUUCACAGGCUCAGCUUUUUCACUCACAGAGCCCUAUUGGGGAUGCUCAGAACAUCUCGCAGGAGACCCAAAGUGCUCUCUUCCACAGCCAGAGCUCUGCCUCUUCCUCAGAGCAGCUGCAGCCUCCAAUGUUCCACUCCCAGAGUCCCAUGGGUGUGGUUCAGGACCAGCAGGCAAGCAACCUAUUCCUUCCCCAGAGCUCAGUUGCACAGGAGGAACAGAUGCCCUUCUUUGCCACACAGAAUUCCAUUUCUCCACUGCAGACAUCUGCCAAUGCUGAGCAGCAGUCGACAUUCCAGCAGCAGCAGGCUCAGCUCUCACACCUCCAGAGCCCUAUGCUUGCCCAAGAGCAGUCCCAGCAACAGCAGCAGAGCAUGUUCCAAUCACAGGUGCCCCAAAACCAGCAAGGAGCCAUGUUCCAACCACAGCAUUCUAUGGUGGCUCUUCAGAACAGCACACCCUCCCAAGAGCAGCAGCAGCAGAAUUUGAGGUUCAGCAAUCAGAAUUCCAUGGGUCCUAUGACAUCUCAGAAGCAGAACAUGAUGUACAACCCAAACCCUAACCCAAUGGCCAGCCAGGAGCAGCAGCAGCAGCAGCAGCAACAACAACAACAACAAAGCCAGUCUCUCUUCCACCCACAAAGCAGCAUGGCACCAAUGAAUCAGGAUCAGCAACCCAUGCAGUUUCAGAACCAGAGCCCAGGGUCUAAUCAAGCUGAGUCACAGCAGCAGCCUGCCUUAUUCCACAACUCACCCCAGAUCCAGCUAGUCCAAGGAUCCUCCAGCUCUCAGGAGCAACCUGUCACCCUCUUCAUAUCAUCGACUUCCAUGUCUGCCUUGCAAAACAGCAUGAACCAGCAAGAGUUGCAGCAGCCCCCCCUCUACUCUUCACCAAACAAUAUGGCUGGCAUCCAGGGAGCUUCUUCACCCCCGCAGCAGCAGCAGCAGCAGCAGCAGCAGCAGCAACAGGCUGCUUUGUUCCAUAACACACCUGGAAGUGGUUCCAUGAACCAGCUGCAGAACUCCUCCGCUUCAUCUCGGCAGACCUCUGGAAUAUUCCUGUUUGGCAUCCAAGAUAGUAAGUACAGAGUAUCCAGAAUUGUCAUUGGCUAAAUUUUAGUGCUUUCUUCCCUUUGUGAAGCUUGUGUUGGAGGCCACAUCUGUGCAGCUGUGAAAAACUAUCUAAAAUUGUGUUGAAUUAUGACUUUCUGUGUAAAGCCCAUAUAAUCUGGGAACACACUACAGUGUUAACAGCAAUUUUGACAUAGACUGCUUACAGUCUAAAGCAAGGAUGGGGAACUUGUGGUCCUCCAGAUGGAGUUGGACUCCAACUCCCCCCAUCAGGCCCAGCCAGUAUAAAAGUCGGUGAUCAGUCCAUUCUAAGUGUAUAAAUGUGUACAAAAGCAUCCAAAUUCAAUUUGUUCACUCAGUGGCAUUUAUGUAGCAUUUUCCCAGAAGUAGAGAUUCUGUAACUGUGGCAGAGCUGCUGUAAACCUAUCUGCAUGCUUUCAGAGCAUAGCACAGCACAUAAUAUGGUGGGGGAAAGCUCUCUAGCUAUGCAGUAGAUUUUAUAUAUAGACAAAGAAGAAUGAGCCAAAGGGCCUGUUAACUUCAUAUGAGAUGCUUUGUGCAUCUGUCGGUGUCUGACUUCUUUCUACUGGUUUCUUGGGAUACCAGCACCCUGAUCCUAAAUGCCUUAGGGGAAAAUGCUCUGUGGGGACACUCUAGAUGUUUAUGAGGCCAGUACAAUGUGAAAUGCAAUAGGCUUCCUUUCACUGCUCAAGAAAUUUGCAUGGUGCUCUGAAUGAAUCUUGUCUUUCUCAACAGACUGUGGCCAGCUCUUAACAUCUGGACCCACUUCAAUGUCAGAUCAGAUGAUCACAAUAAGCCAGCCACAGGGUGAAGCACAGUCAUCAGUCACAACUCUACUAUCCCAGCAGAUGUCUGAAAGCCCCCAGCUGUCUUCUGCUAUGACCACCAAUCAGAAUAUGAAGAAGAUUGAUGACCUACUAGUGUCUCUACAAAACCAGGGGAACAACAACAUGGCUGGCUCCUUCUAA